Molecule: messenger RNA, 6838 nt
Organism: Clupea harengus (Atlantic herring)
Lineage: Eukaryota; Metazoa; Chordata; Actinopteri; Clupeiformes; Clupeidae
Gene: arap3
Product: ArfGAP with RhoGAP domain, ankyrin repeat and PH domain 3
Exons: 34
Coding region: 237-5423 (1728 amino acids)
Biological process (GO): positive regulation of GTPase activity; signal transduction
Cellular component (GO): cytoplasm
Molecular function (GO): phosphatidylinositol-3,4,5-trisphosphate binding; protein binding; GTPase activator activity
Source: RefSeq, a predicted model, not a curated record
AGUUUCAAUAAGCAUUGGCACAACCCAUACUCCCAAAAAGCUUCCUUUAGCUUCGGAUUGACACUGGACGCCCUGUCUUCACCCGACAUUCAGCAGGACAAAUCAAAUGUUUUCCACCUUUAGGAUGUGUGAAAUGCAACGCGCAACAAAUUAAGAUGAAGAAAUGGUGCCUUAUUGUCCGCUUGGCCGAUGUCGCUUCUGCCUACAGGCUAAUUCCUUAGCCAGGGAACAACAGUAUGGCAGCAAUAGAUACAAGCUCAGAUGUAGAAAAUUUGUUGGCUUCCAUCCAUCUCGAGAAGUACCUGGACAGCUUCCGACAGGCUGGAUUUCUCUUCGCCUCGGACUUCUGUCACCUAGACAACGAAGCUCUGGUCGCUCUGGGCGUAACCGCUACUGGUCACAGGAAACGGAUCCUAAGAUUGGUCGGCCACAUUGAGCGGGCCUGCCAGUCUCAUAGAAGGGGACCUCCACUGGACCGCUGUCAGUCAGAGACCACAAUUCAUGCCACGGAGGCCGGAACGGCGUCCCUUCACGCAGACGCCACCUCGUCCUUUGAAGCGUUCCGCAACAGUUCGGUCCCGAACCUGUCCUCACUUGUGACGCACAGCAGUGCCGCAGGACUAAGCAACCCUGUUGUCAAACCAGUGCCAAAGCCUCGGACGGUUUUCAACAGACACAAAAAGGCCACCUCUUCAUCGUCGCUUCAGGAACCUCCAGUGACGAGGAAACCCUCUCAGGAAUCCCUCUGCUUCGUAGUUCUGGAAGGGGAAUCCACAGUGGACUCUGUGAAUGCUCCCUUUGACCCCAAACCAAACCCCUACGAAAGGCAUCCUAGCAUCGCCACCUCGACCCCAGAGCCCAGCGGCUUCCUGCCUCCUGUGCCGCCGAGGCUCCGUCGAGGGUUCCCCCCAUUCACCCUCCGGGGGUCCUCCUUGCCCGAGAUGGCUGAAGCCGAGCACCACCUGACCACCCCCUCCUUGUCCUCCUCCCCUGACUCUCUCCAUAGCUUUGAAGGGUCCUCCUUCUCUGGGACGCCCACCUCCCCACACAGCUCCAGGAACUCAGGUGUGGAGAUGGUCUCCAAUGAAAUCUACUGUGGCACUUUAGCAGGCUCCCCAGUGCCCCGCUGGGGCCUGUCUGUUCCCAAACCACCCCCGCGCCAGGAGCGCAACGUACCUUCUGAAAACGACGGCACUUUCAACAGCAGUUCCCCUGAACAGCCUAAUCAAUUGAUGGCACCUACUGAUGAAGAAGAUGACAUGAUCAGCCCAUACUGUGAAACAGUUUUCCAAAGCAGACGGCAAUAUCCACAUGAAGAGGGGGAGAGGACCAGAAGCAAUGAAAGCCUUGGACCCAAGAAAGGAGACGAACGAGGGAUCAUGGCCCAUUCGUGGCUGAGGCGCCUCUCCAACUCCCUCCACCAUGACACCCCCGGCUACUGCACUGUCGGGGAGCCGGCCUCACGCUCCUUCUCUCUGCCGCCGCACGGCAUGCACCUCAGUGAGCUCGAGGAGGACCAGACCAUCUCCCCUUACGCCAGCUACACCUCGCUGUCCGAGCGGGCGGUGCCCAUCAUCUACGGCUGGCUGGAUAAGCUGUCCCCCCAAGGGUAUGGUCCGCUGGGGCUGCUGCUCACCUACUGUCUCUGCCCGUCUGUCCCUCUGAGGAAGUGUCUGUGCCUACUGUCUGUCUUCUCCGAGCGAAACUAUGUGUUCCAGAAGCGUUAUGUGAAAUUUGAUGGCACAAACCUAAUGUACUUUGGCAGUGAAAAGGACCCUUACCCAAAAGGUGUUAUUCCUCUGGCAGCCAUACAAAUGGUUCGCACGGCCAAAGACAACAAAUUUGAGGUGGUGACCAGCCACAGGACAUUUGUCUUCCGUGCAGACAAUGAAGUGCACAGGAGCAAGUGGUGCAGCACCCUUCAGGAGCGGGUGAAGGAGCAGCUGGUUUUUGGCCGCCCACGCUUUGGCACAGGCAGCCACUGCCAGAAGAGCGGCUCGCUGGAAUUUAAAGGGACCAAGUCCAAGGUCUAUGUGGCCGUCAACACCGAGCAAGUCUGGAUUUACAAGAGCGAGCAGUGCUUCAAGAAUGGCAUUGGAAUCUCAGUGAUAGAGUCCAGGGGAGCCACUAUCAGAGAUGGCAAGGGCAGGAGCUUUGAUCUCAUCACUCCCUACAAAAUAUUCAGCUUCACAGCAGAGUCGGACCGUGAGAAGCGGGAGUGGAUGGAGGCCAUGCAGGAGUCCAUCGCCGAGACCCUCUCCGAUUACGAGGUAGCCGAGAAGAUCUGGUCCAACAGGUCCAACAAGGCCUGCGCCGACUGCAAGGCCAUCAAUCCUGACUGGGCCUCCAUCAAUCUCUGUGUGGUUAUCUGCAAGAACUGUGCAGGCCAGCACAGAGGGUUGGGAACAAUGGUGUCAAAAGUCCAGAGCUUGAAACUCGACACCAGCGUUUGGAGCAAUGAGAUCGUUCAGCUCUUCAUCAUGCUGGGGAAUGACCGGGCGAAUGAGUUCUGGGCGGCCCGGCUGACCGCCGUCGACGAGUUGGACUGUGACGCCAUGCCGGAGCAGCGGCGGGAGUUUAUCAUCCAAAAGUACCGCGAGGGACGCUUCCGCUGCCCGCACCCCAGCUUCGGCACCCAGGAGGAGUUGCUCAAGGCUCUCUGCACCGCCGUGACGGAGCAGAACCUGCUGAAGACCGUCACCCAGAUUUUUGCGGAGGCCGAAGCGGCGCGUCUGCUGGAUGCUAACGGCCAUGACAAGCAUCUGUCCCUCCACUACGUGCACUCACAGGUCAUCUCCGACUCCAGUGUGUACGAUGAGAUCAUGCAGCAAGUCUUGUACUCUGGGUACCUCUACAAGGGAGGCUCCUCGAACAAAGGCACAUUAUCCCGCAGAACCAGAGAAGAUUUCCAGAAGUUCUGGUGCUCCGUGGAGAAGUCCAUUCUCUUGUACGAGUCGGACCGGAGUCACGAGCCCAGCAUGAAGAUUGACGUCAAAGAUAUAAUCUGUCUGGGAGUCAGCAGACCAGACUCGUGUAACAACAACAAUGGAUUUAUUGACCGGUUUCGUUUCACGUUUGAGCUGUACCUUUCGUCUGACAAGCUCCUCCAGUUUGGCUUGGAGACAGCUGAUGCUCUGCACUGUUGGGUGAACGCCAUUGGGAAGGCCACGACUCCUCUGAGCUGCCACUGCCUGCUGGCGCGGGAGUUUGAGCGCGUGGGUAGGCUGAGGUACAAGAACAUGCUGGACCCCCAGCAGUGGAAAGAGGGCUUCUUCGUCCUGCAGAAGUCCAACCUGUUCAUAUGCCCCCGGACCGACGGCGCCGCCGAGGACAUCAUCAACCUCAAACGGCUUCAGGAGCUCAGCACUGCGUCUGAGACUGACAAUCAUGAGAAAAAGGACAUUCUGGUGCUGGUUGAAAAAGGAAGGACACUUCAUCUGCACGGCAUGGGCCGCACAGACUUCCCCCUGUGGUUCGCCGACAUCCAGAAGGCUGCCGGAGGGAAGGGCAAUCAGCUGAGGGACCAGCAGCUCAGCAGACAUGACAUCCCCAUCAUCGUGGACAGCUGCGUUGCCUUCAUCACGCAGUACGGCCUGGGGCAUGAGGGCAUCUACAGGAAGAACGGCGCCAAGUCCAGGAUUAAACUCCUGAUGGAGGAGUUCCGUAAGGAUGCCCGCAACGUGAAGCUGCGCAUCGGGGAUAACUUCAUCGAGGACGUGACGGACGUGCUCAAGAGGUUCUUCCGGGAAAUAGACGACCCAAUUUUCAUGGCAGACCUGCACCUGUUUUGGCAAGACGCUGCAAAGAUACCGCACAAGACGUACCGUCUGGACCGAUACAAAGAGCUGAUCCGAGGCCUGCCCCGGGUCAACAAGACCACACUCUCUGCACUCAUCAGUCACCUGUUCCGGGUACAGAAGUGUGCUGACCUGAACCAGAUGUGCACCAAAAACCUCUCGCUGCUCUUCGCCCCCAGUCUCUUCCAGACUGAUGGCAAAGGGGAGUACGAGGUGAAGAUCAUCGAGGACCUCAUCGACAACUACCUUUAUGUCUUCGAUGUGGAUGAGGAGCACCAGACACAGAUUGAGCUGGAGAUCAGUCUCAUCACCACCUGGAGUGACACACAGCUCUCUCAGGCAGGGGACCUGAUCAUCGAAGUGUAUCUGGAGCAUAAGAUACCUGACUGCUGCAUUACUCUCAAGGUGUCUCCCUCGAUGUGUGCUGAGGAGUUAACCAACCAGGUGCUGUACAUGAGGAACGUUCCAGCCGCAGAGAGAGACAUAUGGAUGACCUUUGAGGCGAUUGAGGAUGGAGAACUUGAACGGCCUCUUCAUCCUAAAGAGAAGGUUCUGGAACAGGCCCUCCAAUGGUGUAAAAUGGCGGAUCCCAGUUCGGCCUACUUAGUGGUGAAGAAGGCCCCUAAAGGAGAGGCUAUCGACAUCUUCACAGCGUACAAGAGUGAGAUCGUGAAAGCUGGAGUGUUGAAAUGCAGAGAGGAGCCCCCCAAACUGCUGCAGGGGAACAGAUUUCAGGAGCGGAUAUUUCAGAUCAGGGAUCAUAAACUGCUCCUGCUGAAGGACAAGAAGAGCAAUAAGCCAGAGAAGGAAUGGCUGUUGAAGACUUUGAAGAUCUAUAUUGGAAUCAGGAAGAAGCUGAAAGCACCUACCAAGUGGGGUUUCACAGUCAUGCUGGACAAGCAGCAGUUGUGCCUAAGCUGCUCAUGCCAGGCAGAGCUGUGGGACUGGAUAACCAACCUACUGAAAGCACAGGAUGACGACCUGCGGCCGCCCGUGCUGAGGAGACAUUCCUCGUCGGACAUCUCCAAGCAGAAGUUUGGCACCAUGCCGCUGGUGCCCAUCCUAGGGAAGGAGAGCCACACCAACACCAACUCCACCAUGCUCUCUGCCAAUAAGACUCUGCAAAAGCUCCACAAUAGGAGGACGCUGUCCAUGUACUUUCCAAUGAAGGUGCAGCAGGACUCCUUUGAGGAGCGGCCUGAGAGCCCCGAGCCUCUGUACGAGGAAGUGGGCGACUUCGGCCUGCAGGUGCUCAAGUCCCUGGAGACCAGCUUCCUGUCGGGCAGCCAUGCCAACCCGCAGGACGUGCCCGAGCGCCCACUCAGCCUGAGCCCCAGGCAGACCGCCUCCCUGGAACUGGGCCUGGGCCUGGGCGAGGGCUACGGCCCGGCGCGCCCGCUCAGCAGGGUGGAGGAGCUGGCACUGCCCCUCGCCCCCUCCCUGGAGGCGCUGGCGCCCGAGCUGGGCAGGGACCCCCGCGGGAGGUCGGUGGUCCCCGUGCCCCGGCGUCAGCCGCGCAGGCCAUGCAGCCCGUCCCAGGAGCUGCUGCUGCAGGAGCUCUCCAGCGUCUUCACCAAGAAGCCCGAGAUGGAGCCCCCGCAGCCGGCCGAGGACGAGCCCAUCUGAGCUGACGGUCAGUGUGGACGCACCGGCACAGACUCUGAGACCUCCAGGUGCACCGGGGAGCCUCCAGGCCAGCUAUCAGAUCCCAAAUACAGUGGCGCCCGCCUGUCGGCUCCAAUGUGGAAGAAGGUGUUUUUUUUUAUUACUUGAGCUUUUAUGCCAUGGGCCAAAUGCACUGGUCGCAGGAGCAGAUGAACCCUGAGGCCUGCACAUCCACAAAAACAUUUGUUGUAGAGUGUCAGUAUUUAUCUGUAUUUGAGGUUCUUUCUUGGGCUUCUUGUCGUAUGAGUAAGCCUAAGCAAGUUGUCCCCCGCAGUAAUAAGACUAUUGUAGCCCUCAUUCCUGUGAAGUUAAUUUGCUGUGUUUUUAAACAGAGCAAUGAUUUGGAGCUCUUUGAAGUAUGGACCGGGCUCCUAGGAAAAGGAAGAAUACGAGUAUUUAUUGUCCACAUUUUGCUAAGCUGUAUUUUGCUUGGUUUGCAGUUAAACCACUUUUUAUACUUUCCAGUAGAUUGUUUGUAUGACUGUGAGAUGAAUACAUUUUCAAUUUCAAAUUCUGUUCUAUGUGCAUACAGGAGCUGUCUUUCAUCAGCAUUAACAUUAAGGCACAAGCUUAUAUAUGGACUUAAUAUGGUGCUUGUGGAAUAUGCAGUCUGUUCUUCCUUAGCUCUCCAUCGUGUGAUCCACAUGCAGAAUUAACAUUGUCUAUGGGGCACAUAGAUUCCAAACCACUGUAGUAAAAUAACUUAUGUACUGGAAAAGCAUUAGAGAGAAUACAACAUUUCAUUUUAAGAUCUAGUCAGGACCAAAUAUAUGUAAUUUUAUUUAUUAAAUUAUUUGCAGAAUAUUUCGUUCGUGCUAAACCACCAAGCAGCUUUUCUCAAAAACACUGUGACACUGUGGAGCUUGGGGGAAUCAUUAGCAUUUUAUAAUGUCUGCAAUACCUCGUUUUUAACAGUAGGUGGCAGUGUAGAUAUGCUUCUUCAAUAGUAUGGAUUUUUACUGCUUGUAGUCCACUUUUAGUUUUUGACCAACUGUACAUCACUAGACAGACAGCCAUAAACAUUUGUGCAAAUGACCUCUCUCAUGAUGACUCAUCAACCUGUGACGUCUGCCACCAGUCCUUAAACAUCAGUCUCUUUAGUAUUCCUCAAUAAAACUGUUAGGUCAGCAUUUUAUGCAUGUCUACUGUACCUGUCAUUCCUGGCACGUUGCCGUACUAAUCCAAUAUCUAAAUGUUCUGUUGACUGGUUUUGUGGUUCAGCAAUUUUCCCUGAAUAUACUUUUGUCAGGAAAUGUGUGCGUUUUCUGUAUAUAUUGUAUAUUGUUGUUCCUGAAUUCAACUCUUUGGCAGUGAUAUGUUUAUUUUCAUCAUCUUGUGCCAUACCAUUUAAAAUACAUAAAUACUUUUCUAAGGUU